CCUAUUCCCCACUCUCAAACACCGCAUUUCCCUCUCCAAACCCGAAUUCGCCACGAUAUGGUCUCACUAGAAGCAGUCCAGCUACCGAACCCCCGACUGGAGGAGCUGGUCUCUAGCCCACGGAUCUCGUUCUCGGCAGACUUCCUCGAUGAGUCGGACUUCAUCUCGAUCAGCCCGAACGGAGUACAGGAGGAGGAGGUGGCCCCACGGAGGGAGAAGCCCAGGAUCUCAGACCCCAACUUCGAGUUCCUGUCUAACCAAGCGGUCGGCAGCCAUGCCAAGAUGUUAACCGCCGACCAGCUCUUCUUCGAGGGGAAGCUCCUUCCUUUCUGGGCAAUGCAGCAGGCGGAGAAGCUCAGCAGGAUAAGUCUGAAAUCGGGUGAGGAUGGAGACGAAGUUGUAGUGGAGGAAGGAGAAGAAGAGAGAGUGGACGAGGCGACAGGGCGAAUCAGCAAGGAGCCGCCAGCACUGGCAUCAUCGAGGGGGAUCAACUGGUCAUUCCUCGAUGACGACCCUUCGCCGAGGCCGCCCAAGUGCACUGUCCUCUGGAAGGAGCUGCUGCGGCUGAAGAAGCAUCAGAGGCCGAACCUCUCUUCGUCCCUCUCGCCCUCUUCCUCAUCCUCCUCCACCUCGUCCUCGUCCAGCUCGAUGGCCGAUGCCGCUGCAAUGGACGAGAAGAAGAAGAAGAAGACGACCAAGGACGGCGACGCCACAGCGAGGACUAGUAACAACAAUGAUAAUGAUAUGAAGAGCCAAGUGAAAAGGAUAAAGAAGGGGCUCGAGAGGACGAGACCGGCGAGCAUUAGGAUCCGGCCUAUGGUGAACGUCCCGAUCUGCACGCCUGUCAGCAGGGCCGGCAGCGGCUCUGCUCUGCCUCCCCUGUUUCCCCUGAAGAAGGGGCGAGUGUAGAUUUGGUCACUGCCUUCUGUUAAUUUUUUUCUUUUAGUUCCCUUUUAGUUUUUGAUGUUUUUGUCCAUGUGGAUUUUAUUUUUUUUUUUGUCAUUUUUAGAUGAAAGUUGGUUUUGGAAGAUCAGAAAAAAAAUCUAGACAUGUACAUGCUGACUUUUGUUCAUCUCUGACAUCUAUAACAAGAUUGAUUUCAUUUCCAUUC
Messenger RNA from Punica granatum (pomegranate), 1111 nucleotides. The record is from RefSeq and is a predicted model, not a curated record. Lineage: Eukaryota; Viridiplantae; Streptophyta; Magnoliopsida; Myrtales; Lythraceae.